Molecule: messenger RNA, 778 nt
Organism: Mauremys mutica (yellowpond turtle)
Lineage: Eukaryota; Metazoa; Chordata; Testudines; Geoemydidae
Product: transcription factor IIIB 50 kDa subunit-like
Biological process (GO): transcription preinitiation complex assembly; transcription initiation at RNA polymerase II promoter
Cellular component (GO): nucleus; transcription preinitiation complex
Molecular function (GO): RNA polymerase II general transcription initiation factor activity; TBP-class protein binding
Source: RefSeq, a predicted model, not a curated record
GUUUGCGAGCGGGAAGGCGGUGGCGGCAGCUGCCUGAGCCCGCGGGUGAGGUUUUCAAGAUGUCUGGCCAGAGAAAAUGCCCUGAUUGUGGUUCCUCUGAAAUUGUGGAGGAUGCACAUUAUGCUCAGAACCAACUGGUGUGUGCCGACUGUGGGUUUAUCCACACCGAGGGGCUCUUGACAACUACUUUCCAAGAUGAACAACAUUGACAAAAAGUGACGUAUUCACGGAGUACCGGUCAGAAUGAGCAGCUGAGCCGCUGUAAGCUACGAGGGAUCAAGCGUGUCCAGGAUCUCUGCAAAGUCCUCUAUCUCCCAGCUGUGUUUGAAGACACAGCCCUGUCCUAUUUCCAGCGAGCAAUUGAACACCCCUCCUUCCAUUUAGUGAGCUUGGAGAAGAAGGAGAUUCUGGUAGGCUGCUGUGUCUUUGUGACCUGCCGGCAGCACAACUGGCCACUGACCAUGGCUACUAUCUGCUCCCUACUCUACGCAGACAAGGAGUUGUUUGCCAGCGUCUGCCUGUGCAUCCUGAAAGAGCUUGAACUGGAUGUGCCAGCCCUGAGCCUGACGGAUCUGGUGAAAACACACCUUAACAGUUUCAAGCUGUUCCAGAGUUCAGCCAGCGUCCCUGCUAAAUUUGCUGAGGACAAGGAAAAGAUGGUUGCCUGAACGAUCCAGAUUCAUGAUCCAACAUAAUCAUGGCUAUCAUUGACACCUUCUUCCGCCGACACUGAAUUUUCCAGGCUGGUAACUCCCUAACCAUUCAUUCAUCAUUUAAA